UGUGGUUCCAGUACAGCACCUCCACAGGCGGACCCCUCCACCUCCUCCUCCUCCUCCUCCUCUACCUCCACUGCUACAACCACAAAGGCGGAGCAGAAGAAGCUUUUAUCUAAAGACUCCAUCCUGUCUCUGUACGCCAGCAGCUCAGUGGGCAGUCAGCCGCAGAGCCAGCAACAGCCUGCUCCUGGACAAGCAGGGAUGUACAUGGGCCAGCCUCAGAUGCCAUUCACUCCGCAGGGUUUCGCUCAAGGGAUGGCCGGGGCCGUCCCACCCACCACCAUGAUGGGUGGAGGAGGCAUGAUGCCCAACGGAGGCUACAUGAACAUGCAGCAGCAGCAGCAGCAGGGUGCCAUGCCAGCUAACCAAGGACAGAAUAUGUACGGUGUGCAGCAAGGGCAGCAGCAAGGACAGUGGAACAUGAGCCAGAUGACCCAGCAGAUGUCAGGCAUGGCCGUGAGCGGCGGAGUUCCUGUGCCGCCCACUUUCAGCCAGUCAGGGGCCCCCGCGGUGGGUUGGCCCGCAGCUGCACCGGCGGCGUCCGGCCAGACCCUCAGCACUCAGCUGUGGAAGUAACGGGCGGGGCGUCCAGAGGAUGAGUAGGGGCAGAACACGGUCAUAUGAAAAAAAAACAAAAUGACUGAAAUGUUCUCCUCCUUCUCCUCAUAGCUCAGAAUAAUAAAAAAAUAAAAAAAACACACAAGCUGGGGUAAUUUAACUGCCCUUUAAGCCCCCUCCACAAUCGCGACACACCUUCACCGUGGUUCCUUUAAAAGAUGACAUCACACUGGAUAGAGUGGAGAAAAAAGGACAGACUGGCAGCUGUUGUUUCUCGUCUUUAUUCCUUCUUGAUUUCCUUUUAGUGUUGUUGUCUGAAGAAAGAGACAAAAUCAGCAGAUCGACAGAAAAGAACGCCGCGGGAGUUAUAGCUCUAAGUGUCUGCUCUAGUUAUAUUAUAUCAUUACCAAAAUGGAUAGUUAGUGAAUAGUCUUGCAAUACCUACAGUAGAUAUGGCUAUCUUGUGAUUGGUCUAUGCUACCCUCUUCUCUCCCCCAUCUCUCUGCUGUGUAUAGUGUAACCCCCCCCCUGCAGGACGAGCAGAGCCUCAUAGCAGAUAGUCGUCCGAGCAGUACUGUAUUUAUGUGAAUAAGAUGUGAACCUUCCACUUUUUUCAGAGCCAUAGAACAGUGAGGCUGCUUCAAUUCUCGCUGACUUUGUUUUUGUGUUCUCUUCAUCAUGUGACACACGCACACAGUGGAGUCAGGGUUCUCCUGUUUACUUUAAAGCUGACAUUGACUCAGAGCUGCUAAGGCCGGGCUCGGACUACAAAAAGACCUAAAAUGAGUGCUGCAUAAUGCAUUUAAAGAGAAACUGCUCAGACCAUCUCAAGCAUGCAUUUACGCUAGAGGACAAUAAGAUGUGUGCAAAAGGAAGCAGGGUUACCAACUGGCGUGAUUGUACAUGAUCAUGUGAUCUCACAAGAGAGCAGACUGGCUGCAGUGAGAGAAAACCUAAAGCAGAGAGCUCAGUAGUCCUGGAUUGGAGAAUUGCAGAGACGAGGUAAACAGGUGUUGUCUAUCCUCAAGCAGGAGCUGGAGUAGAGAUAACACCUGUUCAUUUUCUGUCACCAGUUGUACCAGAAGCCGUUGUUACCAUCGGAGACCAGAUUUUCUCAAAUUUCUGUUUCACAAAUUUGGUUUUACAGUAACGUUUAGUUUUCAAUAACAUCGCACAAGCACACGGCUAUCAGGACAGCCUUACAAUGUCUCAUGCGGAGAAAUGUAUCAGUGUCCAUUAUCCUAACAUAGUGGACACAAUGAUGCAUUCUAUUUAGAAAGAAGUGUUUGGAGGAGGACAUGAAGUGUGACUAGUCAAUUGAGGGGAAAAAAUAAGGGGAGAUGUAAAAAGUGAAUAAUGAAUAUAAAAUUAGAUAAAUAAAGAUGUUUCUCUAAGAAAGGGGUUCCAAAUUGAGAAACUUGUUUUGCGACACUGUUUCAUCUCCUCCUCCUCUUCUGUCGUUAUUUAUUUCAUUUUUUUUAACUGUACUGCCAUUAUCGUACCAGAUGCCAGAUGUUACAUUGUGCAUAUCGAGCCUGUGUGAAAUGACCAGGAUGGCCUUUCUUAGUUUGAAAGAUAAAUCCCUCAGAUUAUCUGGGCCAAACAUUGGUGCCCAGCACUCCUGUAGACUGAGCCUGGCCUUAUGUAGUUGAUGUUAACGUAUACCCUGAUUCACUGAGUUACAUAAUUCAACCAUUUCACUAAAAUGAUUUAAAUGUGUUUCGAUCAUUAGGUCGACGAGUGUCUCAUUAAAUACACUCACACACACACCAAUGGAUAAAAACAGGAUAUAAGAAUAUAAUGGAACAGUUCUUGAUUUACAUUUUUGUUUAAUUCUAAAUAUUUGCAUUGUGUUUUGUACAAUACCUGAUCAUCUUACCUCCCAGAACAUCUGCUCCACUAAAACAUCUGCUUGAGGAGACUCCCGGACACAAACUGUGACAAAUAUGAAGUCUUUAGAAGAAAUCAAGGACAAAAUAUCUGGUUUCUCUUUUGUUUUAUCUCCUCUGUAAAAGACUGGAGAAACAAAAAGAAGGUUUUUCUGGAUCUUUUCCAGAAACUUCUAUGAAGUUACUUUUCUAAUCUGUGAAAACAGAUGGAAAACAGUCACUUCAAAGACAAAUGAAAACCACUUUGAAAACAAGAAUUCCCUGCCUUGAUUCCCUGCAGGUAGACAUUACUUUGCUUAUUAGGGUCAAAUUCCAAUAAACAACUGAACCACUGAAGUAUAUGCACUAACACUUGCUGUGACUUUAAUGUCACUUUAGUAGUUCAGUAUCAGUUCUUUGAAUAUAUGGGUCCAGCCCUGUUUCUAAUCCUGCCAGCUGCUGCUUAUAAACAUCCCUAAACUCAAAUGUCAAGAAUUCCCUUUAAGUCUCAGUAAUUUGCUGGGCGGCCCCGGGUUCCCCUGGGUGUCUUUGGGAGCUGUGCUGUGCUGUUUUGAUGUCUUUUAAAACCAAACGAGCUGGCUUCACUGGAAACUGUGCUCCGACCCAGUUAAGAUGUUCCCUGUUUUUCAAAUGAGCCGUUUCUCCAGCGCUCCCCGAGGCAAAUUAAAGCUCGACUAGAAUCACAGCGGUUUGUCUUUUCUGCACUUUAAAUAGCAGAGCAGGUUGUGUAUCUCUGGUUCGGUUGUGGUGGUUGAAGAAGAACAGCAGAAAUAUGCAAACUGUUCCUUCCCGCUGCAGGGCCGAAAAAUCUACAAUCUUUUUAUUUAAAUUUUUUUAAAUACUGGACCAAUGUGACACCCACGAUGUUGCUCCCUUCAUGUAUGACCCUGACGCCGUGUGUUCUGCCAUCCACCAUGUUUAUUGUGCUGUUUUGUUGUGUGCAGUACAAGAGAAGCACAGUUAGUCUGAAGCAAAUAAACCUGGAUGACCGGGCUGAGCGGGACCUGUAUGAAAAUUGUGGAUGGGUCCACUCCUCGUUUAUGUAUGUGGAGUCUGAACAGAGGAGCAGGAGAAUGUAAUGAACAUACCUUCACAUGCUCUCAUCAUAAACAGCAGCUUCGUCAGUGGCCCUCAGCUUCAGGAAAUGAAGACCGUAGGUACCACUCUAGUGUCAGUUUGGAAGUUAACAAUAUUCAAUAAACAGCAUCUAGUUAGACGUUUACAAGGAACCAGGUUGGACAGUAAAGCUUUCAAAGUAUUACUCGUUGAGAGAAAUUACACUUUUUAUUUUUUUAAAUAACGCUGUCUGGUUUAAGUAGGCUUCCCCCCCGCCCUUACCCUUUUGUUUCUUUGCAUUGUCUAUGUUGUCAGGCAACUUAAACAGCUGUACCAGAACAACAUGACGUAACAUAACCUAUGACUUUAAAGAGAAUUUAACUGUUGUUUUUUUUGAACAUUUGUAUUGGCUAUUUGACACAGUUGAAACCAGUUACUUACAUUUAAAAGUUUAUUACUCGGGCACUCCAGAGUCCGCCAGCUCAUUGGAAGUCCCGUCUGAUAUGUUGUGCCCAGAAGGAUGCAUCAUAUUGAUUCUUCGUUGGCCGAAAAAAGGAUAACACAAUUGUCGGCCGUUUUUUGAGAAGCCAAUCAAAAUGAGACAACCUUCGACACCUAGCUGUGAUGUAACGCGUCCACAAAUGCGCCCUCUGAAGAUGGCAUCCCUUGAUUUGGGACACAUGUUGAAUGUUGGAUAGGACGAGUCAAACAGCUGAACCCAGAUAAAAACACACUGUCAUGUAAGCCAAUCAUUUCAAAUUGUAGUGUUCUUUAGAAUCAAUUCAGAUUUUGAAAUACCGCCUUGAUACUCUGAUGGAAACCUUCACAUUCUUCAUACUACUUCAUCAGACUUCAACAGCACAUCCUAACAAUAAGAGGACAGGCUUCAGACAUGACGCUUAACGGAAAGCUACAGCGUCUUAUUUAGAAUGAUUUGGCCACUGGCUGAGCUGCUGAGUUUGAUAAGUUUUGAAGUGGGAACAAACACACACAGUGUAAGGAUCACACUGCCGAGUGCUAGAGCAGAGAUUCAUGUCCAUGUACACAGGUUCCCUCUGCCAUGCAAUAACUGAAGCACUCUCUCUCUCACACACAGACACACAGUUAGUGUAGCGACACAAAAUCACAUUCAAUAACUCUAAAGUCCUCCAGGUUUAUUUCCGAUGUGUUUACAUUUUCUGGUGCCUAGUACAAGGAAAAAAAAAGUGGUUUCCGUGCAUUAAAAUAAAUAUCCAGGUCUGUGUUCAUGUUUGUCUAAUGACUCUUUAACUGUAAAAGUGCUGUUUGAACUUUGAUUAGUUUGCUUCUGUUUUUCUGUUCCAAGUUUUACAAGAGGGUCAUUAGAAAUAAAGGUUGUUGAAUCCUGGA
This is a messenger RNA of Labrus bergylta (ballan wrasse), 4868 nucleotides long. The record is from RefSeq and is a predicted model, not a curated record. Lineage: Eukaryota; Metazoa; Chordata; Actinopteri; Labriformes; Labridae.